AGAGACAGACCCACGCGACAAACAUGAGGAGCGCAGCCAAGCCCUGGAGUCCAGUCACCAAAGUGGGGAGCCAUGGGAGUGACCGCGCGCGGCCCCUUCCCACAGCCUCCUCUGGCAUGAAGAGUUCUAAGUCUUCAACCUCGCUGGCGUGUGAGUCCCAGCUCAGCAAGCUCAAGAGGGCCAGCAGCGAGGACAUGCUCAACAAGCCGGGAAGUACCACCGCUUCCGCGGUAGUUCGACUGAAAAAGACUUCGACAGCCGGAACCAUCUCCGAGCUCACUGAGAGCCGCCUGAGGAGCCACCCAGGGUCUGCGACAACAACCAAACGGACAGGCAUUCCAGCUCCUCGAGAACUUUCGGCAACUAUCUCAAGAGAGAGAACUGUGCCACGUGGUCCCAUCAACCCAAAGAAAUCGGUGUCUAGUCCAACUUCUUCCAGCACACCCACCCCUACCAAGCACCAGAGGACCACUUCCACAAGACCCAGGCCAGAGAAUGAAGGGGGAGAAAAGGCUGUGCUCGAGUCCCAAGUUCGGGAGCUUUUGGCAGAGGCCAAAGCAAAAGAUAGUGAAAUUAACAGGCUUCGAAGUGAACUAAAGAAAUGCAGAGAGAAAAGGACUCUGAACACUGCAGGAACCGACACUUUGGACCCAAAGAUGGAUGGAACAUCAGUCUCAGCAGGUGACUCUGAACCGUUGAUACAAGCUCUUGAGGAGAAGAACAAGAAUUUCCAGAAAGAGCUUGCUGAUCUAGAGGAAGAAAACCGGGCCUUGAAAGAGAAACUGCGUUAUUUUGAGCAUUCACCAAAUUCAGAAGCGGGGUCCAGUCACACUGCUGAUAGCAGCUGUCCCACAUCGCUCACCCAAGAGUCAAGCUUCGGAAGCCCGACUGGGAAUCAGGUGUCAGGUGAAGUAGAUGAAUAUAAAAAACACGCCCCCCAAAACGUAUUACGGACGUCGGGCUCUUCAAGCAGCGAUGUUACCAAAGCUUCUUUGUCACCGGAUGCCUCCGAUUUUGAGCACAUCACAGCAGACACCCCCUCUCGGCCCCUGUCUUCCACGAGCAACCCCUUUAAGAGUUCGAAGUGUUCUACCACUGGGAGUUCCCCUAACAACGCGAGUGAACUGUCCCUGGCUUCCCUUACGGAGAAGAUACAAAAGAUGGAAGAAAACCAUCAUAGCACAGCAGAAGAACUGCAGGCUACUUUACAGGAAUUAUCAGACCAGCAACAAAUGGUGCAGGAAUUAACAGCUGAAAAUGAGAAGCUGGUGGAUGAGAAGACGAUUUUGGAAACUUCCUUUCAUCAGCAUCGGGAGAGGGCAGAGCAGCUCAGUCAUGAGAAUGAGAAGCUGAUAAAUCUCCUACAAGAGCGAGUGAAGAAGGAGGAGCCCGGCACGCAAGAAGGAAAGGUCCUGGAGCUGGAGCAGAAGUGCACGGAAAUCCUGGAGCAGGGCCGCUGCGAACGGGAGAAACUGCUCAGCAUUCAGCAGCAGCUGACCUGCAGCCUGCGGAAGGCCGAGGAGGAAAAUCAAGGGGCUGUAGAGAUGAUCCAACACCUGAAGGAAGAGAAGGAAAAACUGAAUGGGCUUCUAGAACUGGAACGGCAGAACAGUAGUGUGAUGGCCCAAACUCUGGAAGAGUGUACAGUUACCUUGGAAGGGCUGAAGAUUGAAAAUGGGUCUUUGAAGGCUUAUUUGGAGAAUGAGAAGCAAAAAGCUAUAGAGACCAGUUCUAUGGGGCAGACGGCAGAGGGCUGUGAAAUUCAAGAAAUGUUGAAAGUAGCUCGAGCUGAGAAAGACCAGCUGGAACUGUCUUGCACUGAGCUCAAACAAGAAUUACUAAAGGCACAUGGUGAAAUUAAACAUGUUUCAAGUCUACUAGCCAAGGUGGAGAAGGAUUAUUCUUACUUGAAGGAGAUAUGUGAUCAUCAAGCAGAACAGCUGAGCAGAACCAGCCUAAAACUACAAGAGAAAGCGUCAGAGAGUGAUGCAGAGAUUAAAGACAUGAAGGAAACCAUAUUUGAAUUGGAAGAUCAGGUGGAACAGCAUCGAGCUGUCAAGUUACAUAAUAAUCAGCUCAUCAGUGAGCUAGAAAGCAGUGUGAUGAAGCUGGAGGAACAGAAAGCAGACCUGGAGAGGCAGCUAAAGGCUCUGACUAAGCAGAUAAAGGAGGAAACCGAGGAGUGGAGGCGCUUCCAGGCGGACCUGCAGACGGCGGUGGUGGUGGCCAAUGACAUCAAGUGUGAGGCCCAGCAGGAGCUGCGCGCUGUGAAGAGGAGGCUGCUGGAGGAAGAGGAGAAGAACGCGAGGCUGCAGAAGGAGCUGGGGGACAUGCAGGGCCACGGCAGACCUGUGCGUGCGGAGUCGGAGCCCGAGGCUGAUGCCCCCGGCCGCUGGCCCGGCAUCUUUGCCAGCAGAGCCUCCGCAGCGUCUUUGGAGCCCACGACCACCGUGAAGUCCCUUAUCAAGUCCUUUGACUUGGGACACCCAGGUGGAGCUGGACAGAAUGUUUCUGUCCAUAAGCCCCCCAGAAGCCCCUUGAGCGGAAUACCAGUGAGGACGGCCCCAGCGGCCGCUGUUUCUCCAAUGCAGAGGCACUCAACCUACAGCGGCGUUCGCCCAGCCAGCAAAGGAGUGGCCCAGCGCUUGGACCUUCCCGACCUGCCCCUCUCAGGUCUUCUAAAGGGAAGAGCUGACGACCUGAAGCCAGACCCUUACCUCCGCAAGAGCCCCUCCCUGGAGUCGCUGAGCAGGCCCCCGGCCCUGGGCUUCGGAAGCACGAGGCUGCUGAGCACGUCCACCGGGGGCUUGAGGCCACACAGCAAACUCAGUGUGGAAAGGAGAGACCCUCUGGCUGCGCUGGCCCGGGAGUACGGCGGCUCGAAGCGCAAUGCUCUGCUGAAAUGGUGCCAGAAGAAGACAGAAGGCUACGCGCACAUCGACAUCACCAACUUCAGCAGCAGCUGGAGCGACGGCCUGGCCUUCUGCGCGCUCCUCCACACCUACCUGCCUGCCCACAUCCCGUACCAGGAGCUGAGCAGUCAGGAGAAGAAAAGGAAUCUCUUGUUGGCAUUUGAAGCAGCUGAAAGUGUAGGCAUUAAGCCCAGCCUGGAGCUCAGCGAGAUGCUGCACACAGACCGGCCGGACUGGCAGAGCGUCAUGCAGUACGUCGCCCAGAUCUACAAGUACUUCGAGACCUAAGCCUGCGGGGCCCGCCAGCCGCCACCUGCCAUCGUCCUGGAAGCCCCGGUCACUCCACAGGCCCUGCUCUCACGGCCACGGCCUGGCCGCUGGGUUUCAAAGGAAGGUUCCAUCCAGGGGCCCAGCUGACAAAUGAGACAGAGCUGGCUCCACCGCGCACCCACCUUGAACUGAGAUGCAUUGGGGUGUGAGUUGGGGAAGCUUUGCUCUCCCAGGGCCUCCCUCCUUCCAGACCCAGGAGACCCCAGGGUGGCAUGUGCAGCUGUGUGGCCUCCCCUGGAGCCGCCCUGAGAUUGACAGGGACAACCGGCACUUCCUGCCAGUCCCCUCGUUACCAGCGUCUCGGCUUUGGCCUUUAAAAAACCUUGCCCUUCUACCCACCCACUCCCUCCAAAAACAGCCAACAAAAGAUAAGCAUUUGCAGCCUGGAACACGUGAACCCUGCCGUCUGGGGUACGCUAUGGUCUAGGUAUCAGCGGCACAGCUAGGCCUUGGUCACAGUUUGAGACCACUGUCCUGCACAUGCUGUGUGGAUGGAAGACGGGCAUGGGAGAAUGAGAAGGAGCCCCUGGGUAGUUCGCUUCACUGUCCCUGUGGGGGCCUCCAGGUGGGCUCUGGCUCUCCCGGGCGGCGGUGCAGGUGGGAGCCUGGCUCUCCCGGGCGGCGGUGCAGGUGGGAGCCUGGCUCUCCCGGGCGGCGGUGCAGGUGGGAGCCUGGCUCUCCCGGGCGGCGGUGCAGGUGGGAGCCUGGCUCUCCGGGCGGCGGUGCAGGUGGGAGCCUGGCUCUCCCGGGCGGCGGUGCAGGUGGGAGCCUGGCUCUCCCGGGCGGCUGUGCAGGUGGGAGCCUGGCUCUCCCGGGCGGCGGUGCAGGUGGGAGCCUGGCUCUCCCGGGCGGCGGUGCAGGUGGGAGCCUGGCUCUCUGGGCGGCGGUGCUGGGACUGGGUCACUCGCAGCUGCCUGUGCUCAUACCGAAGGGAAGCUGCAGUGACUUCACCUCCUCCAUCUGUCCUCCCAUUUGCUCCACUCCCAUUCUCGCCCACACAUGCUUGUCCCAUGUGCAGAAUUGACCGACAGGAAGCCACCCGUGUGAAAUCCCUGUGUCUGCUGGGGUUGGGGGUAUUUGUGCACUGAAACAGCCUACGGGUGUAUUUCUUGGGAUACUGGGCAGACAGCAAAUUUAAACAUUUCAACUUUAGGCUUGUUUAGCAUUUAGUACUUCGGCUGGGCUUCGUGUUCGCCUGGCAGCAAGGGUGGGCAGAGGCGGAAACGCAGUUUCUCUGCUCUUCUGGGCUCACUCCACGUGACAGCAGAGCCCCCUCGAGCGGCCCCAUUCGCCUGGGAGUUACGCUGAGCAGGUAGCCACCGGUGGUUCUUCGGUGUUCCUGGCGGCAAAUAAAGGCACAUUGCAUGGCAAGUGGGGUGCGGUGCACAUAAGUAAAUCGGGGUGAAUUCAUCAGUGCCCUUCACUUGCUAAUGAAGGUGCCCAUAGCUGUGUUAGUGCCCCCAGACAAGGGUCAUUGUCACAGGUCACUGGGUGUUACAGCAGCGCUCUCCCUGCUUACGUCAAUCUCAUGGUGGGCGCUGUCCCAGCCAGGCCGGAGGCUCCAGGCCCAGCUCUGUCCUGGGAGAGGCGAGUUCGCCCUCCCUCCAGGCCACCCGGCAGGCCCGCCCGCCCUCCGCGCUGUGGAGGUUCCGGGGCGCUGGGGAGCGCCUGGCCUGCCCAUCAAGUGUGGGGCCAGCAUGUUGUCUGAAUCCCUGAGCCAGAGAGAGCGGCUUCGUGGCCACAUGGGGCCUGGCAGGUGCUGCUGCUGCUUUCACAUCUGGCCCUUGCUGUCCAGUGGAGGCGGAGGUGCCGUCCGAAUAAGUCCCCUCCUCCUUGAAUGAGCAAGUGAAAGCGGGACACUUGCCUCUCCCACUGCUUCUGCCUGCUCACCACCGCUGUGGGGGCGGAGCCCGGGCGGGUGAGCUGCUGCUGGCUCAUCACCUCGAGGCUUAGUGCAGGAGAGACCCUGAGGCCUUGGGAUGGGAGGGGGGUCAGCACCGUCAGCGCCUGGUGCAGUGACUUCCGUGGUGAUUCAGCACAGGCUCUGGGCAGAGUGGGGGGGGGGGUGCCCUUUCCCCUCCUUCCAUGCCGGUCCCGCUCCCUGCAGGUUAGAAAGAGGGGGAAUGUCAUACAGAAGGAAGACCAUGUGCCAACUUAUUUUUAUAAUUCAAGGAAGUUCCUUUACCACCAUUUUGUUGCUGGUGGGCACGCGUGGAGGGGCGCGUGUGUCCUGUCGGACAGCACAGUGGCUGAGCAGGUCUGGCGCUGGGGGCCAGGCUGGCCGCACUGCAGGGUCUGGGGAGAAGCUGUCCCAGCCGGGGCUGAGCCACAGAACAGGGUUUUUAAGUGUGUUUUUAGUUGGAGAGCUCAGAGCACAAGGGGAAUGUGGGAAAUAGAUAAAUAGAAAGCGAGGCGGCAUCAGCGAGUUGUGUCAUUUCGUUUCCUGUCCUGAGGUUUUCAGAGGCUACAACAGCCAUGUUUCUCCCAUCUUCCUUCAGCCACUGCUCAGUCGUUUAAAAGUACUUGGUGGUUCUGCAGACCCUAUUUUUAAGUAUUAUUUUUAUAUAAAAAGCACGUGCGAUAUGCAAGACCCAUAAGAGCAGGCGGGGUUUUUAAAAGACAUAGAAGUCUGGUCUCUGCACCAGGGUGGUGUCGUGCCUUGAACUGUGGUUGGUCUCCGGCACUGCCGAGCCUUGCCGCCCGGGGUAGCGUCCUGGGGAACCGCACACGCACACUCCCCCACCCGGGCCCCCCUCACUGUAGAAAGGGGCGCAGCCUCGGCAUUCCUUCUCCAUCUGUUGUUGUUCACAGCUUUUGUUGGUGCGCAGGUGUUACACAAAGUGCACUUCCCACGGCGCUUAGCCGCCUGGCGUCGCAAGGGUUCUCAGCCGGCCUCUUCCCCGCUGAGGGGGGUGCGGCGAUGGAGGGUUCGGGCCUGUGAAAACCCCUCUGCCAAAUGCAGCCCCAGUUCUUCCCCUCCCAGAGCGGAGCCAUUUGAGACGACUGCCAGGACAUGCAGUAGAAGUGUGACCUGGCUGCCUUUUCACUAGUGAGUGUGUUUUUAAUAUCCCAGAAGCCCGAGUUCGCUGGAGGUCGCCUCCCUGACCCGGUUAGAGUUGCUGAGGCCCUGAGUGCUCACUGAGUUAACGACGGGAGUUGGAUGCAGCGGACACACCUGUGGCUUUGUUGCUGCACAAGCUCACCAGGUGGUCCGAGCGUCCUCAGGGCAGGCCAGGCCAGCAGAGCUGGGUGCACGAUUAACUGAAAGUGUAUGAUAUAUGACUAAUAUUUCUAAUAAAUAUAUUUUGUUUCUGUCUGAUUA
This is a messenger RNA of Myotis daubentonii (Daubenton's bat), 6564 nucleotides long. RefSeq names its product sperm antigen with calponin homology and coiled-coil domains 1 (gene SPECC1). NCBI's taxonomy places the organism in Eukaryota, Metazoa, Chordata, Mammalia, Chiroptera, Vespertilionidae. The record is from RefSeq and is a predicted model, not a curated record. Gene Ontology annotation, molecular function: protein binding.